AUGACGACCACCGAUGCGUUGCAGUAUUUACAGGAGUCGGACAGCGGCGAUUCCGAUGCAGGUGAGCUGUCGGAGGUUGAGAGUGAUGGCGAGCAUUCCUGGGUGGAUGAAAACAGGUCGUCCUCAUCCUCAUCCGAGGGUGAAUGUGAUUCUCCACCAACGAAAAAGAGGUCUGUGCUUCCACCGGAGACUACGGACACAGAUGAUGUCAUGCCCACGGCUGACGGAGCUGGUGUUCCCGAUCUGGGUGUGGAAAAGGGGAAAGACGGGACGGUGUGGAAGGUCCUCCUGCCAACUGAUCGUCCUGGGAAAAGGAAGACCCACAAUGUGAUCACCGAAGUUGCCGGCCCCACGGCGCACGCUAGGCGCAACAUUGAUGGUGCGCUUGCGUCCUUCGUGUGUCUAGUUGACAGUGACAUGCUGGCGCACAUCGUGGCAUGCACUGUAGCGGAGGCACGUCAGCAGCUUGGUGGUGGCUCAUGGAACCUGACAGUGGCCGAAGUAAAGGCUUUUCUCGCCAUGCUUUUUAUCCGGGGCGCACUGUCUAAAGGCAUGGAGUUGGCCAAGAUGUGGUCUGAAAAAUGGGGCGUCCCGUUUUUCAGGGAAACCAUGUCCAGGAACCGCUUCAAGGAGAUCAUGCGGUUCCUGCGAUUUGACAAAAAGGAGACCCGGUGUGUACGUCUGCAGGAUGACAAGUUCGCCCUGAUGUCGGCCACCUGGAACAGGUUUGUAGAGAACUGCAUAGCCUGCUACAAGCCUGGUGCAGACAUCACAAUAGAUGAGCAGCUGUUAUCCACCAAGGCCCGGUGUAAAUUCCAGCAGUACGCGGGCAAUAAGCCAGACAAAUUUGGCAUCAAAUUCUGGCUGGCUGCAGAUGUAAACAGCAAAUACAUGCUAAACGGGGCUCCUUAUCUGGGUAGAGAUGAGACGCGAAGAGGUCUGCUCUUAGGAGAGAGUGUGGUGUUGUCCCUGGCGGCUCCAUACCUGGAGAAGGGGAGAAACAUCACAACAGACAAUUUCUUUACGUCCCUGAGGCUGGCCAACAUCUUACAGAAAAAGAAGACCAGCCUCGUUGGUACCCUGGGGAAGAGGAAGCGUGAGAUGCCUCCCUCCGCAAAAGAGAAAGCAGAGCCGUUCAGCACCAAGGUGCUGAAAUGUGGCGACGUCACACUCACCAUCUGCCAGGGGAGGCCAAGUAAGAAUGUGUGCAUUUUGAGCUCCGUGCACACAACCGUGGGCAUCACGGAUGGGCCGAAGUCAAAGCCGGAGUCUGUCACGUAUUACAACAACACCAAGUACGGUGUGGACGUCUUGGAUCAGAUGGUACGCAUGUACUCGGUGAAAAGUGGUACCCGCAGAUGGCCGGUAGCGGUGUUCUACAACAUCUUGGACCUGGCUGGGAUCAAUGCCCACAUCCUCUACAAGGAGUGCACCGAUGCCAACAUAACCCGGAGGAACUUCCUGCUUCUACUGGCGGAGGAAUUGAGAGCGGAGUUUAUGAAGGGGAAGUUGGCACAAGGUCCCAGUCAGCAGCUGAAGAUCACAACACCGCAGAAGACACCGAGGCGGAGGCAGUGUCAGGUUCGGAGGGGCUGCAACAAGAACAAAACAUGUGAAAUCUGCUCCAAAUGCCACAAACACGUGUGUGGCAGAUGUGAGCGGAGGAGAGACGUGGUUUGCAUUGCCUGUGACCCCUAA
Molecule: messenger RNA, 1698 nt
Organism: Lampris incognitus (smalleye Pacific opah)
Lineage: Eukaryota; Metazoa; Chordata; Actinopteri; Lampriformes; Lampridae
Product: piggyBac transposable element-derived protein 4-like
Exons: 1
Coding region: 1-1698 (565 amino acids)
Source: RefSeq, a predicted model, not a curated record